Messenger RNA from Rhizoctonia solani, 381 nucleotides. RefSeq lists its product as uncharacterized. Bases 1 to 381 code for a protein of 126 amino acids. The transcript is spliced from 3 exons. NCBI's taxonomy places the organism in Eukaryota, Fungi, Basidiomycota, Agaricomycetes, Cantharellales, Ceratobasidiaceae. The record is from RefSeq and is a predicted model, not a curated record.
AUGCCUACCCCCUCCAACCAGGGCUUCAUGUCCGGAAAAAACGAUGCCUCCCCCCUCCGGCCACUAGGAUCCAUGUCCGGAAGCCGAAGAAGCUCCCCCGGGAUAAUCGGGGUUUACCCGCCGAUGUCGACCUCACCCCCGCAUCUCAUCUCACGAAUCAAGCCCAUUCGUAUCGCCACACUCAAGCACGUUCAGGUGCGCCCGGCGGUUGGAUCGGCACCUCCUCGUAGUGCCCCAAGACAAACCGUUGUGGGAACAUUAGCCGCCAAACCUGGUCCUACCAAUUUGCGAAUCGAAGAAUUCAGGAAUGCAAAGAGCGAUUGGAGUGGUGUCAAGAGCGAGACGAGGGAUGCCCUGAAGCGAGUUUUGAAGGAACGGUAG